AUGGAGCCAGCCAGCAAACCGCCCAUCCGCAAGUCGCCGCCAACCUCGACCCCUGCUCCCCGAAAACGACGAAAGAGAACGGUCGUCAGUGGUGCACCGGAUGACUGUUUUACUUGUGCUCGGGAGGGAUCGUCGUGCGACCGACGACGCCCAUAUUGCUCGCAAUGUCUGGACCGGGGACGCGAUUGUUCGGGAUACAAGACAAUGUUGACGUGGGGGGUCGGUGUUGCUAGUCGAGGGAAGUUUCGGGGAUUGUCUCUCCCUGUCACUGGGGCACAACCCGCUGCGAAGCCGGAUACUUCUGCUCCUUCGCCAGUGAACGAGAGAGAACUGUCCCAAGCGGCACAGGCGGCAGAAGCGACCGUGUCACCAACCACCUAUACAUUUGCUAUUUCUUCUCCCGUUGCUACUGCUGGUAUUGCAGGCCAGGCCGGUGCCCGUUUGCCAGCCUUGGAACCUCCUCCGAAACCAAAUCCGAUACCAAUAGAUCAAGCUGGCCGUACGAUUGACACAAAUGCCUGGCAUGCACAGUCGAAAUUCACCGUGUCUGCGAGUCCCUCCCCCCCACCGCAUACGCAGAAAGAUGUUUGGGCAAUCGGCACUCGGCCAAACCCGGCUUUGACGUCCGCAACAGAGCAAUGGCAGACACUACCCGCCCGUAAUUUGUCCAUAACGCAUGAUACAGAAGAACCUGACAGACACAAGACACAAUCAGGCUCAAGGAAACCUCGGUCCAUUGCCCGUCAUUCACCCUCGUUUUCUCAGAUGCUCCUGGCGAGAUCAGUAGGACGGACCCCUCGCCUGCGAUUCUUGAUUAGCUACUAUGCUGAAGUGAUCGCGCCUGUCAUCGUGGCCUUCGAUAGCCCGACGAACCCCUUUCGCAUUCAUAUUCUACGAUUAGCGCAGGAUAGCGAGUCGCUCCAGGAGGCGAUUGCAACACUAGCCACGAGCAAUCUGCGUCAACGAAGAGAGAGCAAGACCAUGCCAACAGAUCGGACCCUUCCCUCGCGCAUGUCUUCCCUGGCACAUCGAGCCUUGACGGAAGGGGCUUGCUCAGAUGGCCACGACGCUCUGACUCCAGAAGGGUUCGCUCGUGAGGAACAGUAUCAUCGAGGCUUGGCGGUCAAAGCAUUGAAUAUGGAACUGGCCGAUCCACGUCGACGGUUAUCAGAUUCGGUCCUAGCGACUCUAUUCAUUCUCUGUCUCUUUCAUGCCUGCGAUACGGGGGUGACCCAGUUCAAAACACAGCUCGCAGGGGUAACCAAGCUGUUGGCGCUCCGAAUGCGCGGUUCUCGAAUCUUGUCUGAUGAGUUGAAAUGGUUCAUUCGCGUAUUUGCCUGGUACGACACGAUGGCUGCGACCACAAAUGAUCGUGAGAUACAGCUGCGCGGGCCAUGUCUGGAGAUUGCUGCGUUAUCUGAUAGCGAAUGGAGUCUCGAGAACCUGACCGGUUGCGACGCCAACCUUUUCAAGUAUAUCGCGCAGUUGGGUCGCUUGAAUCUUCUGAGCCAGGAGCAAGAGGUCAGCACGCCAGCUCUUCCGGAUAUCUUUGUUCCGACGGUAUCUCUACCACCACCCAUAGUCCACGGCGUGCCGACACUGGACGUUCCUGGGAUGGGCAGCAAUCAUAAUUACCCAAUUCCAGUUACUAUACGACCCACUGAUCGAAGCGAACGACCUCUGUCUCCCGCUUUCUGGGAUGAAUGGUUCGGCCUCCGGCAACAAUUAGAAGCGUGGCGGAUGGCACCGCAACGUUGGGAAUCAACCUCCCUGAGCGAUCCAGUACAAUCGACUUUUCCCCGUCUCCCUUACAUGUCUCCCCCGUCUUCGCCGUCAGCGCAGUAUGUCGUCGCGCCACAGAACGUGGAGGAUGUCUACCACAUUUCGGAAUGCUUUCGCCACUCGGCAAUACUCUACAGUGAACGACUCGCAUAUCCUGAUCUGUCAUCUGGCCACUCUCGCAUCCAACACCUGGUACAGCGUGCCAUGCACCAUAUCUCGCUGGUCAAGUCGGAUGUGUAUCUACUCUGGCCACUUUUCAUCACGGGCUCUGAGUGUGUACUGGAGACCCACCGUCACACGAUUCGUCAGCGCUGCAAAGAUAUCUCCAAGGACUCUGGAUUCUUCAACAAUCUGUCCUGUCUCGAGUUGCUAGAGAAGAUUUGGGCACAGAAUUCCCACAAUGAAGGUACACCAUAUGGUGUCUCACAACUUGAUGGUUAUGACAUGUCAGCGGCUGGGCCCCAAGGGCAGGGAUUUCGCUGGCAUGAGUUGAUGCAAGCCAAGCGCGCAGAGGGGGAGUACAUGGUGGUUUGA
Molecule: messenger RNA, 2316 nt
Organism: Aspergillus clavatus NRRL 1
Lineage: Eukaryota; Fungi; Ascomycota; Eurotiomycetes; Eurotiales; Aspergillaceae
Product: Zn(II)2Cys6 transcription factor
Exons: 1
Coding region: 1-2316 (771 amino acids)
Biological process (GO): positive regulation of transcription by RNA polymerase II
Cellular component (GO): nucleus
Molecular function (GO): DNA-binding transcription factor activity, RNA polymerase II-specific; transcription cis-regulatory region binding; zinc ion binding
Source: RefSeq, a predicted model, not a curated record